Messenger RNA from Scatophagus argus, 1484 nucleotides. RefSeq names its product ATPase H+ transporting accessory protein 1 like a (gene atp6ap1la). The transcript has 8 exons. Gene Ontology annotation, cellular component: proton-transporting V-type ATPase complex. The record is from RefSeq and is a predicted model, not a curated record. Lineage: Eukaryota; Metazoa; Chordata; Actinopteri; Scatophagidae. Bases 222 to 1073 code for a protein of 283 amino acids.
CCACAUUUUGGAUGGGGUUGCUCAUUGGUCGCGACGACAGUUUAGUUAUUAACAGGUGGGAUACCAGGUGGUUGUAUAUGUGAGCUUCUUUUCUCUGGCUGAGUGCUGACCUCUGGUUGGUGACCUGCUGUGACCUGUUCUGGUAUGGAGUUCACGGACAGCAAAAUGGAGCAUGUGAUGACAGUUGGAGCACUUCUCACCCUCCAGACCACGAUGAAGGGAUGAGUGAUGGAGGAAUGUGGAUGCAGGAGCGUUUGGUACCUGCAGGUCAACAGUCCACACGUCGGCAGCCUCCUGUCUGGUCUGCAGAUGUAUCACAGAGGAAGUUACUUCAGAUGCCUGGAGCUGCACUUCCCUUCCCUCCCCUCAAGGUGUUGUCCAACGGGCAGCCAUGCGUCCUGUUCCAGGCCAGGAAGCUGUCUCUCCGCUAUGAGAGGCAGAAGCAGCUGGACCUGACGGAGAGAGCCUUCUCCCCUCAGAAACCCGUCGACACCAGCCAGUCUGUCUGCCGGCAGGACAAGGCCACGCUGGUCAUGAGGUUUGGAGAUGUGGAGGAUCUGAGAGGCCUGUCCAUCAGACUGCAGCUGUCCAACACUUUCUACGAGUCUUCAGGUCAGUGGUGGUUCUCGAUGGAAAGUGUCUCUCUGCUCUACAACACCUCUGAAGAGGCUGUGUUCAACGUCAGUGAGGUGUAUGCUCCUGCCUCCUCCUCCUACCACUGCCUCCACGUCAGCAGCCUGCAGCGCCACAGCGCCCUGCUGCUGCCCAGCACCGACCACGCCCGCCGCUGGGCCAUCACCUUCACCAACUUCCAGAUCCAGGCAUUCAACGUCACCUCCGGUAAAUUUUCUCCUGCGAGCGACUGCGCCACCUUCAUGACGCCAGCCAUCCUGAUGGGCCUCAUCACCUCCCUCAUCCUGCUGCUGGUCCUGGCCUACGCCUUGCACAUGGUCAUCCACCUGAAACAUAUCGAGCAUGACGACGAACACAAGGCCGACAUCUACCUCCCUCAAAACCCUGAGCAGCCUGAACACUGCUGCAUGGAAAAUGUCACUGAGAAAAAUAUUCUUUAGAGUGGCUAAGAAGAUAAUUAAAGACUUUUAUCACAUACACUUCAAGAGGAGACACAGCUGGCACCAAACCUUCGGUGUGAUGGAAAACUUUCAGCUCAGGAUUUUUGAAAUAUAUUUCUAGUGUUUUUUUUAUUUGCCCAUUAGUGAAUUUCUUUAAUUGUCUUUGUAACAAAUUUGAUAAAAAUAUGAAUAAAAAUAAAUUGCAGACUUACUUCGUGGUUAUUUGUAUUACGUAUUGUCUGCACAUAAAGAAUAGACAUAUAAGGCAUAUAAAUUAAAAAAUGAAAAACAAAGAGAUUCAAUAGCAGCUGAUGUAGAUUUAAUUCUGUCCGGUAGGGGCAGUGAUAUGUGUAGAAGUAUCCAGGUUGUAAAAUUUCAUUGAAGAAGAAGUAGUAGAAGAAGAAGAAGAAG